UAGAAAGCAUGAUCAGUUUCAAAAGCAGUUGCUGAGGACAGAAUGUAGAGAAGCACAGAGCUCAACAUCAGCCAUUGCAAGUACUGGAUUUAAUUGGUCAACCCUCAGAAUGACUUUGCUGAGCUGUAUCAUCAUUCAGAUACUCUGGGCUUUCUCUGCUAAGGGACAAGCUCCAGCAUGUGAAGAGCCGCCUGCCAUAGAUUUUGGGGGGAUUGUUAGUGAUGACAAAUCGGAGUAUAGAGAAGGUGACAAAGUGCAGUACAAGUGCAAUCCUGGAUACACCCCGAUAGGACCUGAAUGGAUCACGUGCAGUGGGAAAACCUGGACACCUGCACCACAGUGUUUGGCACCAUGUAGCCUCACAAAACAGCAACUGGAGAUCAAAAAUCUGCUUCUGUCCAAUGGCCGAAGACAUGCACAGUUGAUUCAGAGUGACCACACACUGGAAUUUAUGUGCAGUGAAGGAUAUACCCUCACAACCCCUUCAGUCAGGAAGUGUGUUAAUGGGCACAUGGAUUUGCCUUCAUGCAUCUCUGAAAAUAUAUACUGGUUUUGA
Messenger RNA from Terrapene triunguis (Three-toed box turtle), 556 nucleotides. RefSeq names its product coagulation factor XIII B chain-like. Bases 110 to 556 code for a protein of 148 amino acids. The transcript is spliced from 4 exons. The record is from RefSeq and is a predicted model, not a curated record. NCBI's taxonomy places the organism in Eukaryota, Metazoa, Chordata, Testudines, Emydidae.